AUGGGCGAAGUGAAGCCCCCCAACGCCCCAGUUGAACACUCACAUAUGUGGACAAUCUUUGUCAGAGGGCCCAAUGGCGAAGACCUCUCAGAUAUUAUUAAGAGUGUUGUGUUUAAGCUUCAUGAGACAUAUCCUAAUCCCACACGCGCCGUCGAAGCGCCCCCAUUCGAGCUUACUGAAACCGGGUGGGGUGAAUUCGAAAUAAACAUAAAGAUCCAUUUCAUCGAAUCUGCAAACGAGAAACCAAUAAGUUUUUACCAUCACUUGCGACUGCAUGAGUAUCAGAACCAAAAUUCGAACGGGGUCAAGUUAGAGAAUGGUGGUAAUAGUCCGGAGGUUGAAUCGGUUUUCUAUGAUGAGAUAGUUUUUAAUGAGCCUAACGAAGAGUUCUUCAAGGUACUGAUAGCUAAGCCUGGGUAUUUGCUCCCCUCAAACAAGUCUGAAAAGGCAGUUUUCUCUAAGCAGCUGGAACAAGAAGAGAUUGAUCGGAUAUCUGACGGAGCCAAAAAGGUAGACGAAGAAAUUGAAAAACUGAAAGAGGAGCUAACGCAAAUGAUUCAAACCUGA
Molecule: messenger RNA, 567 nt
Organism: Lachancea thermotolerans CBS 6340
Lineage: Eukaryota; Fungi; Ascomycota; Saccharomycetes; Saccharomycetales; Saccharomycetaceae
Gene: YAF9
Product: YEATS domain-containing protein YAF9
Exons: 1
Coding region: 1-567 (188 amino acids)
Biological process (GO): regulation of DNA-templated transcription
Source: RefSeq, a predicted model, not a curated record